Molecule: messenger RNA, 4198 nt
Organism: Hyalella azteca
Lineage: Eukaryota; Metazoa; Arthropoda; Malacostraca; Amphipoda; Hyalellidae
Exons: 5
Coding region: 263-1840 (525 amino acids)
Molecular function (GO): zinc ion binding
Source: RefSeq, a predicted model, not a curated record
AAUUUUUCCAAGCUUUGGUUAAUGAAAUACUUAAUUGUGCAAUUUCAUAGUCAGUAAAAUCAUUUCCGGGCUGAGUAAAAAGGCUGUGUUAACUGUACGUUGUUAGAUCUCUUUGUUGACUCAUGGUGCCAAUCUCUCACGUCCGUCUUACAGAUAGUGGAUCACUGACUUUACAAAGGAGAGCUUCCACUAAGUGAGACUAAUUUCUACUUGAAGUUCAGUAAGCAAAAUUAAAAAAAAAACCGUGACAAAUGUAGAGAACAUGGCUACUGCUUUACUGGAGUGCGAAGUUUGUGACGAGGCCUACGACUCGGGCAACCACAAGCCGCUUUGCCUGACGUGCGGCCACACGUUUUGCUUCUCCUGCAUUACGAGUUUACUAGGAGUGCCUGAAACCCAAAAUUGCCCAAAAUGCAGGGGACAAAUUUCCCAGCGCGCGGAUCAAAUGUUGGUCAACUAUGCAUUGAUUCCUUCCGAAGUAAAGGCUCGUCUAAAUCCUUUGUGCUUACUGUCAGCAAAACCGUGCAAUCAUCAAGGGAAGGCACAGGAUUACCUGUGCGCGGACUGCAUGGAACUCGUAUGCUUCACGUGUACCCGCGGCACGCACGCCACGCACAAAAUUGAGACGAUAGACGACCUGCUUCAGGAAGAAGUAGGACUUGCGGACUCGUGGGCAAAACUGCGGAUCACAAUGAAGGACAAACUUGAAAGCGUGAAUAGUUUCGUCUCCGUUUCUGAGGAACUUUUAAGCUUGAUUGAUGAAAUCCUCAACCUCAAGACAGAUUUUAAGGAAUGGAAGGAUGAGUUGCUGGCCCAGAAAGCGUCAGCAGAGCGAGAUCUCGAGGUGUGGGGAGAUGAGACAAGAGUAACGGAUGAGAACACGAGACAAAAAUUAAAGGAAUUGAUCAGUCGCCUAAAAUUGAAACCAGAAGGGAAUAAAAAGAUACAAGAAAUCAAGGCGAGGUUGAAUGCAGCCAGCACGAAAUGUACUUCAUUAGAGUUACCAACGUGUGAGCUCAUGCUGCAAGGGGCAGCUUGGACAAUCACCAAUUCCGAUGAAGGAGAGCGAGCCCUCGUUAGCCUGGUCAACAACAGGAAGCCCAGUAGCCUCGUGGUGCUGUCCACCCACACCCGCCCCAUCCCGGGGCUGGGGGAGCUGCUGUCCAUCCACACCCGCCCCAUCCCGGGGCUGGGGGAGCUGCUGUCCCGCCUCGCCGCCCACCACACCGGCGACAUCAGCCUGCUGCCCCUGGAUUACUUCUGGAGGCCCGCAGGACAGUCGGAUGGAGACAUGGGAGCCAUCAUCAGCAAGUCAGGUCGCUGGCUCAACGCCGUGUAUGGAUCGCCUGAUGAAGUCCUCGCUUACCUGAAGAUCCGACGUCGAGAGCCCAGAAACUUCAGCGUUCGUCUUGCCAGCAAAGAGGACCUCGAUAGCUGUGUUGACUUGAAGCCAUCUUUCGUUAAUGUCUGUUGCGUCAAAGGAGCCCCGAGCGACGUUGGCACGACCUUAAAUGCCCUCGGCUGUGCGGUCACCCGCUGGCACUUCCCUGACCUGAGAGACGAGGACGUGGACUGGGCGUCGUCCAUCCUGUCGCCCUUCAGCAAGAUAAUCAGGCCAGCUGACCAGUACAAUGGGCCUGUCUUUUCUAAGGUGGAUCUGGUCCUGCCGAGGGACGGCCUUACAGAUAAAGGCGCUCGCCAGCUACUGAGGAAGGUACCAUAUAUUCGAAUGCUGUUCCACGAACCUAACUCAGCUCACCUGACAUCAGCUUGUGGGGAUAUUCAACCUGGUUCUCAACGUACCGAAAUGUCAUUCACCAAUAUUUACCAAUGGAUAUGAAAUGUUGCGUCAAAGUGAGCAUCAGACUAAGAGAGCUUACCACCAUACGAACCACUUUUUCCAUGUGCUGCAUUGUAACGAAUUUAUUAAAAUUAGUAGUAUCCCAUUUAAAGGAAUAGUGUUAACAGCGUAGAGUUAAUCAUUCAUGUAUCUUGAAACUUGUGAACGGGCAUAACAUAAUUUGGAGUAGAGAACUCAAAAAGAGAUAAAUCAAUUGCACUUCAUUUGGUUUGAUUUUUACUUAGAAGACCAGCGUUAGUCUUUCAAAUGAAAUGCUCCCUACAGCGCAAAGUUUUAGGGUACGUGAGUUACAAGUUAGUUUCAGUGUUACUACCUACUGCUAUACUAAUAUCGUGGUAAUAUUUGCAGUGAAAUUAGAAUUGUCUACUGAAGGUUAUAGAUGAAUUUGUAUUAACAUUUUAUGUAUUUCAUUUGACAUUUGUUCCCGUUUGAUUUUUUGUUGAUGUUGAGCUCGAUAAGCUGAUAUAUUCAAUGUCUUAGUUUGACGAACAUUUUAAAUUUAGUUCGUAUUAAAAAUCGGAAAGUAGGCUUAGCGACUUGUCUAUUACUUGAAAUAAUUACGAGUUACGGAUUAUGUGCGGAUUUCCUUAUAAGCAGCAAUAUAGCUUUUAAUCGUAAUCUUAAAGAAACGUUCCGUUGCAUUUUGCCAAUUUAUGUUGAUGUUUCACUUAAGUAAGAAGUUACCAAUAAUUUGCAUGCGGGCUGGUUGUUCUCUAGGCCCAAAAAACUUUCCGCAGAUGUCGUUUUAGGCUCAACCGCAGUUGAUUAGAUGCAGGUUGUAAUUCCGGAGGGGUGAAAUGGGAGCGAGUGAACAAAUAUUGGACCAGGAGGGGUAAUAUAAGAGCAAGUGAACAAAUAUUGUUUUUAAAUUCUAAAUUUAGAUUUUAAUUCUAUAUUUAUCAUAUACUUUGAAAAUGAUCAAGUUAUCGGACUGUAUCGACCUUGAAUAUGCGAACCACCAUUCCAAGAAUUCCAUCCUGCUUAAACAUUAAGUAAUGAUAUUAAUCGACUGAACAAUUAAUUGCGAUCUGUUGAAUUGUUUGCCUGCAGCCACAUCAGAGCCUGAUGAGAUUUAAGAUCAAUUAUCAGGCGAGCUUUUGUCCUGGGAAGAGUUUUGGCUCUUUAUGUUCAGAUUUCUCCGUUUUGUUCUUUGCUUUCUUCGUAGUUUUAUAUGACCGCUUACUGCAGCACCAUGCGACCCCCCAGGUCAUCCUCCUGCAGUCUCAUGGCCACGACUCACGCCACGUACGUGUUAGAAUAAUAACAUUGAUUAAUUGUUGAAAAUUUUUGUCUAGAAGCCUUACACUAUACCUCGCUCGCAAUCAACGUCUCUCGAAUAGGAACAAUAAACUUUUUAUUGUUGAAUUUCAGUGAAGAAACAGGCCUAUUAAAUGAACACAAUUAUUAUUUAAAUUAAUUCAUUAUUCGAAUUUAAUUUUAUCUGUCCUAUGAGAAGCUCGCCACAAGCAGGUCAGCGUGUCUUGUGCACUUUUCUUUACCCAUAGGAAAUGAAUAAAAAUUUGUACCUGUAAUCGAGUAAAGGUUAUUGAAUACUCGUCGCAGCCUCUUAAUACAGAUUGUACGCAAAUUUUGAAAAUUUGAGUCAUAGGCGAAUAUUUAUAUAUACACGAAAGUUACGAAGAGCCAUUACUAGUUUCAUACUGGUUCCGUCUAAUCAAAAUCGUAGUCCUUGUCGUGACAUCCGUAAUAAAUUCGUUUAAAUGCGCUCCUACUGAAUUGUUGCCAUUGAACCGUUGCCAAUGAGCCCGAUGCCACUGUUACUCUGCCCCUGAACCCGUUGCCACUGAACCCAUGGCCACUGUACCUUUGUAACUGAGCCCGUUGCCACUGAACCCGUUGCCACUAUACCCUUGUAAAUGAGCCCGUUGCCACUGACCCCAUGGCCACUGUACCUUUGUAACUGAGCCUGUUGCCACUGAACCCAUGGCCACUGACCCUAUGGCCACUGUACCACUGCCGCUGAACAAGCUAUGGCAAGCAAAGAUGUCGAUGAGAAAAUUCGUCGUGAUAUAAAAUUUUACAUAUCUUGAAUGUUCAUACAGAUUCCGUAUAAUGAAGAAUUCAAAACCAUUGAUUAGUAAGCGUACGAGGAAAAGAAAUGUGCAUAAUUAUUGAUGGAAGAAAUUGUUGUUCUCGUCAGCUGAAUGAACGUAAUUAACGAGAAGUUAUAAUGAAGAUUUACUACUUAUAGAAGUGCGGCGGUCAUAACUGCAGAUAAGGGAAAUGACAUAUACAAGGAGAGGAACAUUCUGACUUGUUUGCCUUCAGCCUGUACGAAUUGAAGCCGUAGAAAGCGUAUACGCAGUCGGAGGAGUG